Anopheles funestus (African malaria mosquito) is the source of this 3423-nucleotide messenger RNA. It is a transcript of the gene Incenp, whose product is annotated as inner centromere protein. The transcript has 4 exons. Bases 390 to 3191 code for a protein of 933 amino acids. NCBI's taxonomy places the organism in Eukaryota, Metazoa, Arthropoda, Insecta, Diptera, Culicidae. Gene Ontology annotation, biological process: metaphase chromosome alignment; meiotic spindle midzone assembly; mitotic cytokinesis. Gene Ontology annotation, molecular function: protein serine/threonine kinase activator activity. Gene Ontology annotation, cellular component: nucleus; midbody; kinetochore. The record is from RefSeq and is a predicted model, not a curated record.
AAACGGUUCGUUCAAUUUUUGAAGUUACGCCGUCGGAUUUGAGCGGUUUCGUGGUGUGUUUGGUGGUUGUGUUUUCUGUUUUCAGCAACAGAUAUCAUUGUUCACUGUGCUGCAUCAACGAGCUAAGCUUGAUUCAUUGUGUUGCGAAGUGCAAACGUACGAAAAUACACUUCCACAUUAUAUGCCAGAGUGAAAAAAGAACAAAUCAUUGUAAAUGCCCCGAAAAAGGAUGCGUGCUGCAGAGUAGCAUUUUCGAUGCAUGUAGCGGAAGGCAAAGAUUGUGAGAAUAGUGGAAUUUUUUGUGCGUUCACGAAUAAAUAAACUGAUUCGUCUAAACGAACAUCGAUAUCUGGUCGCAUUAAACUAACGAUUACAACCAGCCGAGCAACAUGGAUGAAAUGUUGGAAAUGUUUAACUCCUUUAUAGGGGAAGCAUUCGAUAGAGAAAAUGCAAUGGCUGCGGAAUUUACGGAAUUCGAAAGGAAACUCAACGAAUGCGUUAUGCUGGCAAACGAGCGGGGUACGCCAGUCCAGAACAAGAAGCGUCCCAAAAGACAGGCUUCCAUAUCGGAAAAGGAUGAGGAAGGUACGAGUAGCAAUGAUACGCAUAAACCGACAUUUAUUGAUGGCCAAGAACCGUUACAAUCAGAAAAGCGGUCACAUGUAAGUGAUCGCCCCACUAACCUGCCCGGUCGUUCAUCGGCCCGCAUGCUGGAUGUUACUGGUAAAGGAAGGGACGAUCAGCCUCCUCAGCCAAUGGAAACUAGCAGCGAAACGAAUGAAAGUACUAUACGCCCUUCGAGAACGGCUCGGUUAAAGGCACAAGAGAAACUGAGGGAACCUCCUUUGAUUGCAAAGAUGCGAAACGAUGGUGGUUCGGCGACCGUAAACAUAAAGAUUGAACGUAACUCAAGCGUCACUAGUAACACACUACUGCACGGAGGAAAAGAUGCUGGGAUAGCAAAGCAAAAAGCACCGCUGGAACAAACGUACGUGGAGAUGGAAACGGAGAAUGAUGUGAACCAGGCAAAUAGAAUCAUUGCACCAGUGGUGGACAAACGCAACGACGAAGGUUUCUCGAGUGCUACCGAAUCAUCGAAACAGCAGAAGGAUGAGCCAACAGCUGCUCGCGAAAUGUCGCUAAUGGUCAUAACACCGUUGGUUCCGAAGGUGGAAAUUCUUUCCGAUGAAGAGAUGCCUCCACCGAGUAUGCCACCUCCAAAAUUGCCUGCACCCAAGGUGCGCACGAAAAAGAAGCCAGCUGCUGGUGGAAAAAAUAAAAAAGAUAAUAAUGAUACAGCGUCUAGUUCGGCGGUUUCGUCGGCCGACUCGACGAUGGACAGUACGAACAGCACUGUUAGCAGCAACGCUAGUACCACUGCUAACGAUCGUCCGAGCCGAUCGAAAUCAAAAGCGUUAGUGAAACAGUCAGCUGUACAGUCUCCAAGGCUUAUGGAGAUGAACGUUAUGAUCGAACCAGUUCGCGUGAAAACGGAAAAACUAUCAAUCGCCCAGCAGUCCCCUAGUGGCAUAUCCGACAAAUCUACCUACGAAGAUGCACGAGAGCAACCAAAUCAAGAUCAGGUGGAAAACGCACAGUUGGAAAAGCAAAUGCGUCCACUACAGAUAGUGCUGGAAAAGAUAAAUCCGCAAGCUGCGCCCCAUCCGAUCGCCAAUAAUCAAUGCGACUUAAAUGAAACGUACACGCAACCUAAGCCUUCCGAUGGAACGUUCGUUAUGCCACCGUCGGUACAGGAUGGUACGUUCGUUAUGCCACCGUCGGUACAGGAUGGUACGUUCGUUAUGCCACCGUCGGUACAGGAUGGUACGUUCGUGAUUGAAAAGAAUGGAUCAUCGAACCGCCCGAAUGCGGCUGAUGGAAUGAUGAUCAAUGCAAGCAUUAUGACCGAGGACGAAUCGGUCAUCGAAAACUCACCCGUACAGAUGCCGGAACAACCGAAAUCUAAAGCAUCCGUCAGCCAAAAAGUGGCCCCUCCGGCAACGGCUCCAAAGCCGACGAAUCUUGCCACCAUGAAAAAGUCUGCCAGCAAACUGAAGAAAAAUAAAGAACUCUUCAAUCCGUGCGUAAUGAGUCCGAUCAAGAGCCGCAUCGAGGCAUUUGAAAAGUGUGCUACCACAUCGUCGAAGGUUGGUACACCGCAGGCCCAGGUCGGACGUCUCCUGAAGACGGUCAGCACACCGACAAUUGGCACGGAAACGCAUGGGCUGGUUCGAUCGGCCCACGCUAAGCCACUCGGCUCAUCCGUUUACACUCCGACCUAUGCCACACUACACGUACCGAAAUCAUCCUCCGCAUCAAAGGUCAGUCAAAUGCAGAGUAGAGCGUUACAGCAUGCCACACGCAGUCAAUCGCGUGACUCUAGUUGGGACCGUGCUACUGCCGGCAGCACUGGUACACUGUCGGCGGCCUCAUCCACCUCCUCGCUGCUGGACGAGAAAAAGAAAAAGCGCGAAGAAAAGCAACGUUUGGCAGCGGCGCAACGGGAAGCGAUGGAACGGGAAAAGCGCGAACAUGCGGAACGCUUGGUGCGCGAAAAAGAGGAAAAGUAUCGGAAGCUGGUCCACGAAAAGCAGGAAAAGAUACGUAUCGAUGCGCAAAAGAAGCAAAAAAAGCUGGAGGAGUUCGAGAAGCGACGUGUGAUGGAGGAACAAAAGGCACUCGCCGAUCAGAAGCGGGAUGAGUUGGCCAAACAGUUGGCCGAACAGCAAAGAAUCGAUCGAGAGCUGCUGGAAACGCUGAAACAAAAUCAGGCUAAGGAUAACCACGAAGUUAAACUCCACAAACAGAUGUAUCAGCAAAAGCUGCGACAGCAGCAACAGCAGCAGCAGCAGGCAGCAAAGAAGAAAGUGGCUACAGCUCAAACCGAAUUGUUUACGUUCGAAAUGAUCGAUACGGACGAUAGCACGGAUGAGGAGGUUAGCGAGGACACAAGCGCACCUCGUAAGAAAAAGCGUCCGCCAACACCGGAAUGGUGCCAGAAGUCGGCCAAUUUCCAGCAACGGCUUACGAUCCAAUCUCACAUUGAUGCAAAGGUGAUCGACGGUCUGUUUUCGGUGCAACCAAUGACGCCAGAUCUGCGCUUGCUGUUCCCUGCCAUCGAUGCACACAAACUGAAACGUAACUCGAGUGCAAUUUGGCGCACACCGCCACGCCCCUCGGAGAUUCCGUAAGCGCUGCCAGGUUGCCGCCGAAUGUCACUAGAGAAAUAUGUUUUCAGUUAUAAACUUCAACGUAACAGCCGUGUAACAUUCUAUUUGCAUUUGAAUUAAUGUUUUUGCUACGAUUUUAAUAUGCGUAAAGUAGGUAUAUGCUUUUUUCCUUUUGCGUACUUGGUUGUAAGUUUUGCAUGCACUGUCUCUGUGUUUGUUGGAGGAGAAAAUACAUGAAGCAAUGAGCGUUGAA